Molecule: messenger RNA, 1853 nt
Organism: Sesamum indicum (sesame)
Lineage: Eukaryota; Viridiplantae; Streptophyta; Magnoliopsida; Lamiales; Pedaliaceae
Product: cyclin-D3-2
Source: RefSeq, a predicted model, not a curated record
UAUUAGAAUGUAUGUAAUGUUGUGUAUAUGCUAUAAAGAAAGGACAAGCGUGACACCCACUCUGCUAAAAUCUCUCCCUUUAUCAUCUCUCUCUCUGUUUUUUGAGAACUGCUGCGUCCUUCUCUCUUCCUUUCCCUCCUCAGUCAGUCUCAGUCUCAGUCUCCAUUCAGAUUCAGAGAGAGAAACAAAGUCUUGUAGAGAGAGAAGCAAAAAGGGUAAUAUAUAGCUGGAAUGGGUUUUGCUGCUUUACUUUUUGCUUCUUUUCUGGUAUAAUGAACACACAAGAAAGCAGCGCCUCUUCUUCUUCUUCUUCUUCUUCUUAUCAGUAGAGAGCAAUAGGAAUAGAAAUAGGAUGGCUGUCCACCAGAACUCAAACAAAUCCUUGUUUGAUGAUGUUCUUUAUUGUGAGGAAGAGAAAUGGGGAGAUGUUGAGGACGAAGAAGAAGAGAGUGGAGGAGCAGUCACCUUCAACCACCACGACAGGAAUCCAUCUCUUUCCCCUCUGCUGUUGUUGGAGCAAGAUUUGUUCUGGGACGAUGAAGAGCUUCACUCCCUCUUCUGCAAGGAGAAACAAACUUCUUGUCUCAAAACAAACAACGUCAAAGAAACGAGCUUUAGCUUUGCUCUCUCUCUAUCCCGGAAAGAAGCUGUGGAGUGGAUUCUGAAAAUCAAUGCCCAUUACGGGUUUUCAGCUCUAACUGCGAUUCUUGCAGUCAACUACCUCGACAGGUUUCUGUCCAGCCUGAGUUUCCAGAAAGAUAAGCCAUGGAUGAUGCAGCUUGCUGCUGUUACUUGUCUCUCUCUAGCUGCUAAAGUGGAAGAAACCCAUGUUCCUCUUCUCUUGGAUCUUCAAGUGGAGGGUACAAAGUAUGUGUUUGAGGCGAAAACCAUACAAAGAAUGGAGGUUUUGGUGCUUUCAGCGCUGAAAUGGAGGAUGAAUCCAGUGACCCCUCUUUCCUUUCUUGAUCACAUAAUAAGAAGGCUUGGACUCAAGAGCUACGUCCAUUGGGAGUUUCUCAGGAACUGUGAAAAUCUCCUCCUCUCAGUCAUCUCCGAUUCAAGAUUCACACUUUAUCUGCCGUCUGUCAUGGCCACUGCCACAAUGCUUCACGUUAUUCAUCAAGUUGAGCCUACCAAUGCCAUUCACUACGAAAACCAGCUUCUUGCUGUACUCAAAAUCAGCAAGGGAGAAGUGGAUGAUUGCUACGAGGUUAUUUCAGAUAUACUGUCAAACAGCAACCCUCUAAAGCGCAAAAUUUGGCAAGUCGAAAGCAGCAGCGCAGAUGGUAUUAUUAACAAGUUUUACAGCUGUGAUAGCUCAAACGAGUCAUCAUGGGGAGUGGGAUCAUGCGUUUGUUCUUCACCCCACCAGACCAUUUUCAAGAAAAGAAGGGUUCAAGAACAGCAGAUGAGACUGCCAUCACUGAGCAGAGUCUUCGUGGACGCUGUAACUGGGAGCAGCCCUCAUUAGAAACAACACUUGUGCUCUCUCACUCACUCUCUCUCUCUAUGUUCAACUGUAUUGUACUAUAAUUAAUUACUUGGCAUCUACAUUCAUCAACAGCUCUGCCAAUAGUGCAAAGAAGGGAAGAAAAAAACAAAGAGAGUUGGUAGUGGCAGAAAGAAAAGAGCUGGCAACUUACAGAGAAGAAGAGAGAAGAGGAAAGAGUAAAAGAGACAGAAGCAAUUCAAGAAUAUCUGCACUCUUGUUUUUCUCUUACCUCCUUCUUACUUAAGUUUAAGACAUAUAUUUCUCUCUCUCGUCUCUUUCGAGGAUACUAUAUAUACUGCUGCUGCUACUCCAUAUGGACAUAUCUAUAAUUUCAUGAAUUGAAGCACAUUUUGAUGUUAAA